Messenger RNA from Cuscuta europaea, 1489 nucleotides. NCBI's taxonomy places the organism in Eukaryota, Viridiplantae, Streptophyta, Magnoliopsida, Solanales, Convolvulaceae. The record is from the annotation of a GenBank genome assembly.
AGGCUCUGGCAUCCCAAAGUGCUAGCACCCAAGAUUCAAUAGGUAUUAGUGGUGCACCAACAAAUCAAUGUGUACCGGUUGGUUCAUCUACCCGUGACGAGUCUAAAGAAGUGACUGCUUCAAAAGAUCAAGCAUAUCAUAUGGUUGGGGAACAACGAAAGAAAAGAAUUAAGCAAAUGGUGGGAUUACUUUGACGAGGUUGAGGUAAAUAACAUUAAAAAGGUGAAAUGCCAAGAGUGCAAAAAGUUACUGGGAGGUGAUCCAAAGAAUGGUACUAGUCAUUUGAAGGAGCACGUUAACCAAUGUACAAGAAGGAAAAGAGGUGGAGAUAUAAAACAAAUGGUCUUAAAGACCAAUUCGAAAGGGGAUGUUUGUCACACGUCUUAUAAUGAGGGAGAAGGGAGAAUCACACUAGUCAAGAUGGUCAUCUUGCACGAAUAUUCUCUUUCCAUAGUCGAACAUAGAGGAUUUAGAGAAUUCACAAGCACCAUUCAGCCUCUUUUCAAAUGUCCUUCACGCAAUACCUUCAAAAGUGACAUUUUGAAGGUUUAUGCAGAAGAAAGAUGCAAAGUUCUGAAUUUAUUAGAAGGUAAUGAUUGUAGGGUGGCUGUUACUACUGACAUGUGAACUUCAACCAAUCAAAAGAGGGGAUUCAUGACAAUCACAGCCCAUUUCAUUGAUAAAUCUUGGGUUUUACUUAAUCAAAUCUUAAGAUAUUGAAAGUUUGAAACUAGUAGACGAGAAAUCUAGAAGAGACCUGGGAAGUUGUCCGCUUCAGCGAGGGACAGGACAGAGAGGGCGAGAGUGCGAUCUGCGAGACCUCUUCUUCCUCGUCUGCUUCAGUGGCUUCCGAGCAAAGGAUCGCAUUUGCUUCCUCAUCCAUCAUACUGUCAUGGCGGAAUCCGCACGUUCAGAAGAAAAAUGCCCAAACAUCAAUGAGAAAGCUAAGAAAGAGGUUCACCAUGACAAGGAAACACAUGGAAGGAGUGGAGAAAUCGAUGAGAACACACCCCUUGAUGAAAUCAAGGGACCAAAUGUGUUUGAGCGAGCUAAGGAAGAAAUUGAGGCCGUUGUAGAAGCAAUUCAUCCUGGAAAAUGCCCAAACAACAUUAAGAAAGCUAAGAAAGAGUUGCACCAUGACAAGGAAACCCAUGGAAGGAGUGGUAAAAUUGAUGAGAACACACCACUUGAUGAAAUUAAGGGACCCAGUGUGGUUGAAGUUGAGGCUGUUGUCCGAGCAAUUCUUCAUGGCAAGUGAUUAUUCAUUCUGAUAUGGUUCUUAGGAACAUGCUCAUAUUGUCACUGAGAAUGUAAUUAUUUAUCUUAAUUAACUCUCUAUGUUUUAUUAAGUAUAUAAAUGAUGUGCGUUUCUUAUCAUCCUCUUGUGCAUUUGGUAUUCUCUUGUCUAAGAAAAGAUAUAGUUGGUUUUUUCAUUGGGUAAUAACCAACCUUGGACGAUAAACACUCCAUGUUUUUCAAUUGAUUUGGG